GCAUGCGCACUAAACAUCGUCUUCAAUUGCGAGAGGAGAGGAGAGCUAGAGACAGAAUAAUGGCUGCUUACAAACUGACUUAUCUGAACUACAAGGCUAGGGGUGAGCUGGUCAGGUUUAUUCUGGCUUAUGCUGAGGUGGACUAUGAAGAUGUCAGACUUGUACCUGAAAAAUGGCAGGAGUUGAGACCAACAACCUUGUACGGUAUUCUACCAACUUUGGAGUUUGAUGGCAAAAUACUGAGUGGAAAUGGAACCAUUGCAAGAUACCUAGCCGAGAAAUUUGAGCUUGCUGGAAAAACCCCCGAAGAAAAUGCUGAGAUUUAUUCCAUGGUGGAUUGCAUUGAGGAUCUGUGGCAGCAUAUUGCAGCUAUGUUUAGGGAGCAAGAUGAAGCAAUAAAGGCUGAGCGGAGAAAGGUAUUUGUGGAGAAGUAUCUACCUGUUCCUUUGAUGAAGCUUGAGAAAGCAGCUGCCUCUAAUGGAACACCACAAGGAUGGUUGUACGGAUCAAAGGUGACGUAUGCUGAUUUAUCUGUUGCUGUGUUGCUGGAGAUGCUGGCUAAGAAUCAUCCAGCCAUACUAGAUUCCUUGCCCACACUUGCAAAGCUCAAAAUCAGUGUUGAGCAGCUCCCAGCUAUUGACAAAUGGAUCAAGUCUCGGCCCGAAACACCAUACUAAACUAUUAAAAAACUCUGAACAUUGACUUGUGCAUAUAAAUAUUAUAGAAUCAGUGUAUCAUAACGUGUGCUGUAUGAUAAAUAUUUGUGAGGUAAUAUCUUCCCCUUUAUAGCCAUGCAAUAUGAUUAUAAGGAAUGGUAAUUGA
Halichondria panicea is the source of this 822-nucleotide messenger RNA. RefSeq names its product glutathione S-transferase 1-like. Lineage: Eukaryota; Metazoa; Porifera; Demospongiae; Suberitida; Halichondriidae. The coding region runs from base 3 to 677 and encodes 224 amino acids. Gene Ontology annotation, biological process: glutathione metabolic process. The transcript has 5 exons. The record is from RefSeq and is a predicted model, not a curated record. Gene Ontology annotation, molecular function: glutathione transferase activity.